AGUGGGAGGUGGAAGACAUGUCUUACGAACGUCUGUUAGAGCUUGACAACUCAGUCAAGAAACUUGGGCUCAAGGCUCACCAGCUGGAGAGGCUGAGCAACAUAGCAAAGCGACUGAGAGACUUGGAGGGGAGGAAGGAGGGAGACUGCUGCAUCUGCCUUGAGAAGGUGGAGGCCAACCUGGAGGGUUGGCAGCUACCCUGCCGGCAUUUCUUUCAUGAAGGCUGCAUCAGGCCAUGGCUCCGAACGAACACGUGCUGUCCUUUCUGUCGAGCAUGCUUGACAAGGAUCUGAAUUUUGAGAAUGGACUGUACUCGACCAGUCUCAUAGUUGAUAGUAGGUGACGGUCUUUCUUGCAAGUUGGUGUCUUGCUGUCAGACUGUUGGAAGACACGCUCGAUGACUGUUUCAUGACAUCUCGUGGAGAUUUCCCUCGUGUGGUUAGUAAAGGUUCUGAAUGCCC
Molecule: messenger RNA, 461 nt
Organism: Guillardia theta CCMP2712
Lineage: Eukaryota; Cryptophyceae; Pyrenomonadales; Geminigeraceae
Exons: 3
Coding region: 18-293 (91 amino acids)
Biological process (GO): ubiquitin-dependent protein catabolic process
Molecular function (GO): ubiquitin protein ligase activity
Source: RefSeq, a predicted model, not a curated record